Phymastichus coffea is the source of this 5011-nucleotide messenger RNA. RefSeq lists its product as uncharacterized. Gene Ontology annotation, molecular function: RNA binding. The coding region runs from base 1302 to 4028 and encodes 908 amino acids. Gene Ontology annotation, biological process: regulation of RNA splicing. Lineage: Eukaryota; Metazoa; Arthropoda; Insecta; Hymenoptera; Eulophidae. The record is from RefSeq and is a predicted model, not a curated record. Gene Ontology annotation, cellular component: ribonucleoprotein complex; nucleoplasm. The transcript has 4 exons.
AACUAUGAAGGAGAAAGCCACUGUGGCUACAGCCAUUUUCAGCCAUUUUGCAUUCGCGCUUGGUUGGCGUACUACGACGGCAGGUCAUCUCGGCUUUUCGUCGCUCAUCUCUUCGGAAAAAAGGAAAAAACAAAUAAUCACGGCCCGCAGGCAAUCUCCGUGCGAUCAUUCGUCAUCUCCGGGGGUUUAGUCCGUCGGUUUUCGUUACUUGUUCCUUAGGUGUAUCCAGUGUGUGUUAGGUGAAAGUAUCAGGUUUAGAAGUCCCAGCCCUGGAUUUAAAAAAAAAAUAAAAUAUUAAUAAUAAAGUGCUGCAGUUGAACUUUCGUUUUUCUCAUCUUUGCUGAAUUUCAUUAUUACUUACCAAUUUGCUGCUUGGUCGUCUUAUUUCGCGACUGCGUCUAAUGUCACGUGGUACCUUUAGCCAAACGACUCAUUAUUGAAGAAAGAAGGUUGUCGAGUACAAAGGUAAAAAUCUCCAAAUAUAAAUGUAAUCAAAUUAGCUUUUAUUCUGGGAGGGAAGUGUUGUGAUUUACAGAAUGGUCACGUACUUUGCUCUCUGCCUUCUGUUUACAUUUUAUUAUUAUUUUCUAAAAUUUGAAAUUAAAUUUAAAUUCUACUUAUUAGAAUAAAGUACAAUUAAAGGCUUUUUAAAACUUUGCAAUGAUUAACUUCAUAGUUACCGAGUGAGUGGUAAGUAAUUGUUAAACAAUGGAGUUUAUCAAUAAAAAAAUUACGUUGAUAUAACCAUAUCCCUGUCUGUAUGAAAACUCCUUUUAUGUUUAUUGACAGUACAGAAUCAACCUUAAUUUAUAAAGUGAUGAAGCUUGAGACUAUCAGGUUUAUUAAAAAGUCAAGAGAUUGUAUUAGAAUGUGACAACUUUUUUCUUCAAAACUGUUAUUUUGUUACAAAUACAUUAAACAAAGGUAAGUUUCUGGCUUCCAAAGAAGAAAACUAAGUAAUUUGGUACUUAUUGUGAACGGUUUAAUAAAAACAAACCCAAACUUGACUUACUAUUCCUCAUCUCAUAACAGACAAAAAAUUGAAAAUUUGCAAUGGCAAGUAGUUGCAUGGAGUCAUCCUAAACGUUGCGACGAUUAAUUGAAUCGAGAAGCAGCUCCAAUUGGAUGCCGAUUUCAGCUGUUCUUUCGUUUAUCUCGGGACCGGACUUCGCGCAAGUACUGCUGACUGGGUGAUCGCGACAUCGGCAGCAAGUUGGAGAAAAUUCUGUCGCCGUACGGAGUGAGAAAGAAACACCUCGUCUAUUAAAUUAAAUUUAUGAAACAGCGUAACUACCUUCAAAAUGAGUGUGAUAAUUAGGCUGCAGAAUCUGGCGUGGUCCGCCAAUGCGUUGGACAUCCGUCAGUUUUUCCGUGGACUCAGCAUUCCCGAAGGUGGCGUUCACAUUGUUGGUGGUGAAUUAGGCGAUGCUUUUAUUGCCUUUAGCACGGACGAAGAUGCCCGACAGGCGAUGAUGCAGGAUGGAGGUAAAAUCAAAGAAAUGAAAGUUAAGCUUUUACUGAGCUCUCGUACGGAAAUGCAAAAGGUUAUUGAGACUGCGCGACAACAAACCCUCAGUCUUCAAAAUGCGUUCAUGCAGUCUAGUACACCGGCAGCGGUAACUCCCGCAGCUAACAAUUUGUCCAAGCCCGCAAGUGAUUCCGGUAACAAAGACCGCAAAGAUCGUAGAAGCGACAGGUCGCGAUCACGUGACAGGUCUAGAUCCCGUGACCGAGACCGAGACCGUGAUCGUCGCGAUAGAGAUCGUGGGGGUAGAGAUCGUCGUGGUGGUCGUGGUAGGGAUAGGAGCCGUUCUCGUGACCGCGAUCGCCGCGACAGAGAUCGUCGAGGAGGACGUAGAGGUCGUGAUAGAUCAAGAUCUCGUGACCGUACACGUUCACGCGAUCGCGAUGCUAAACGCGGUAACGAGCGUCGAAAAGAAAACGUCGAAGAGGAUUCGAAUGAUGUUGUGUGCGUUGGUCAGUUCACUGCCAAAGAAAAAGGACCAGCAAUGGGUCCAAAUAAUAAGGGAGGUAUGCCCGAAAAUGGUAUUUGGGAAGUCCCGCCCCAGAAUCAAAUACAAAACAUGAUGAUUCCAAGUCUACUAAAUGCCGCAGUCGCUGCGUCGGUGAUGCCUGACAACGAUCGACCUAAUUCAAUGAGCCUGAAUUCUGGCUCCUUGAUCUCAAGUACUCAGUUUGGUAUGAAUAACGGGAUGAAUGGCAUUAAUAAUAUGAUGUCUAAUCAGAUGCCUUCGCUAAGUCACUCGAUGAAUUCCAUGGGUGGCUCUGGACCUAAUCGUGGUCGAGAACACUGGAAUGACAGAAUGGAUAACAACAGAUUCCCUCCUAAUCGGUCGAGUAAUUUUUCACAGGAUGGUAAUUUCGGUUCAAACAACGGUAACUUUAGGCCUGGCAUGAAACAAGGUCCAGGAUCAAGUAACAAUAGUAACUUCUACAAUAAGAUGCAGGAGUUAGAUAGCCGGCGUAAUCCCCAUGCGUUUCAGUCGUCUAAUCAUAGACCUUUUGACAAUGGAUCUGGUAAAGACAGAGACGUGCGGAGUAAUUCACGUUUCGAUAAUCGUAAAGAUAAGCAUGUCGGCUACUGCGUCGAGAUUAGAAAUAUGCCUUUGAGUUCUAGCUACGGUGAUGUUCGUCAAACUUUCCAAGGUAUUUAUAUUAGAAACGACGGUAUCAAGAUGAUUACCGACACACAUGGUAAUCGCGUAGGCAUUGCUUAUGUAAAAUUCAAUAGUUUUGAACAUAAAGAGUUGGCUUUGAAAGGUAAUAAAUUCGUUAGGGGCUCGGAAGUCGAAGUUUUGCAUCUUGACGAAUCGAUAUUUGACAAGACGAUAGACUCUUACGACAAGUCAAGGCAUCAGGACAAAAUUGAGGAUGUUGAAAUGGAGAUUAGCCCAACCCCGUCAAGCUGCGUGCUAGUGUCUGACUUACCUUCCUAUGUGAAAGAAAUGGAUAUUGCCAAGCUCUUCUCUGACUGGAAGAUCAACGACCUUUUCAUUACAAGUCAUAAAGAUGGCAGUAUGACUCUAUAUUACGCGUACGUCCAAUUCGCUAGGUUAGACGACGCUAAACUUGCCCUGUCUAAAUCUUUUAAAAUGGGUCCCAAACCCAUCCAAGUAACUUCGAUCCCCGAGGACAAAUUCGAGAAAGCGAAACAUGAACACGAGCAGAAAGUCGGUAGUGGCGGUAGUGGUGGUAGUAAUGGUCCAGCCUUUGAUUGUAUCAUUAUGCGUGGAUUACCUUACCAUACGAGCGAACGUGAUAUCCUCGACUUCUUUUCUGACAUUGGUUUGGUUCCUCAUCGAAUACACAUGCUUCUGAAUCAAAGUGGAAAACCAGCUGGCGAGUGUUUCUGUGAAUUCGACGUGUGCGAAGAUGCAGUUCGCGCAGUUGCAAAGAACGGUAUGCCACUCGGUAAGAGUGUCCCCACGAUUGAACUUGUGAAUCGCAACAAAAUGGUGGAAACCCUCAGACUGGUAGACAAUGCCGAAAUCACGGAAGAGUAUCAGCACCAGGCGUUCCCACGAAUACAGGAUUCACGACCACGAUUUUCAUCAAUGGGACAUCCACGAUUCGGUGGCAUGGGUGGUGGUAAUGGGUUCGGUAUGCGCGGACCACCCAUGAUGGGCAUGCCUCCACCUAGGCACAUGAUGGGAUCUGGGAUGGCUGGUGGUAUGGGUGGUGGCAUGGGCGGAGGUAUGGGAUCUAAUAUGGGAGGUAGAGGAUUGCCAUCUCUAGCAGCGCCACCACCCGUCGAAGGUUUUGGCAAGCCGGGCUGCGUCAUCUCGUUGGAAAACGUACCUUUCAAGUCCGACAUCGACGAGAUAAUUGACUUUUUCCGCGGCUACAACAUCACGCGAGAUCAAGUGAUCAGGCGUUACAACGACAAAGGUAUGCCUACGGGCGAUGCGAGGGUCGCACUUGGGUCAUCGGAAGAAGCUAAUCGCGCGAUCAGAGAAUUGAGGAAUCGAAAAAUGAGAGAUAGGACGAUCUAUAUGAAGAUUGCCUGAGAUCAAUUGACGGUCGGCGACGACGAGACAAAUCCAAACUAAAUUGUCUAAUUUUUCAGUUUAGUAUUUUGCUCUGGAUCGAAUGCUCCUACUUUGCUGGUUUUGUACGCGGAAUGAAUUUAUUUUGCUAUGAUAAUAGUUACAAUAUCCAGCGAGUAUCAGAUCUUGAAUGUGUAUAGUGCACAUUAAAUAACGGACAACGCUGAAACAAUUAAAUCAUGUGUAUUUAGGUCUGCUAUAACGAUAGCACUUUUGUCCAUGUAUGACUGAAUGAUCUUUGGAGAUAGUUAUAGGCAGUGCCAACUUUAUUUGGUUACUUAGAGCAUGUAAAUUAGCGGCGAAUAAUGAGAGAACGAGUGAAAAAUCUUAUGUAAAAAUUAACCUAGUCACUUGUUUGUACGUAGGUUACACAAAAAGUUGUCAGGUGCGUUGAUAACUAAUGAAUUAUUAUCGAGUCGGGAUGCGUGUUUUGUGAUCUGUCCAGCAAGUUGCAUAAAGAGACGCUUGCACAGUGGUAAUGUACCAUUUAGAAAAAAGUGCUUUUAUUUUAUUUCUUUUCUUUCUUUUUUAUUUUUUAUGUAUUUUUAUGAUCCAAAAUUUGAAAGUGACUCGGUUAAGAAUCAUUCGCUGGAACAGAAAAAAAGAACGUGUGCGUAUGCAGAGCGAGCAUACUUUAAGUUAUGAAUUAUUUUCUUUCCCUUCAUUUAAUGUUUCUAUGAUUUGUCUUGAAUGCAUGUUACUGUAAAUAUAAGCUUAUAAGCAUUGCGUUCAAGUAGAAACAAUUGUGUAAAACUAAGCGGGAGAACAUGCGAACAUCAAUUGUAUUAAGAAGAAGCGAUGAUAAUUUAAUACACCAUAAACCGAAUAUUUAGUACGCGCACGUCUAGUAACUUAUAAACGUAAACAUAUGGAGUAUAUGUUUUUAAAUAUUAAGAUUGCUCUAAGAAAAGUUAUGAAUUAAUCUCAAUAAAUUUAUAUAUUAA